Molecule: messenger RNA, 441 nt
Organism: Colletotrichum aenigma
Lineage: Eukaryota; Fungi; Ascomycota; Sordariomycetes; Glomerellales; Glomerellaceae
Product: Signal peptidase complex catalytic subunit SEC11
Exons: 3
Coding region: 1-441 (146 amino acids)
Cellular component (GO): membrane; signal peptidase complex
Molecular function (GO): serine-type endopeptidase activity
Source: RefSeq, a predicted model, not a curated record
AUGCCAUCACGCCGCGUCCCUCCCAUUUUGCGCCUUCUUGAGCGCAGCUUCAUGGCCUGGAAGGCCUUGAGUCUGGCUACCAACUGCGCUUACCCAGCAAUGGUAGUCCUCUCAGAGUCGAUGGAGCCUGCCUUCUCCCGAGGAGACAUCAUCUUGCUUGCCAACUGGCAAGAAGUCGAGGUCGGCGACAUCCCGGUCAUUUGGUUUCAGGGACAGCCCCUCCCUAUGGUACAUCGAGCCGUUGAGGUACUGUUUGCUGAUGACCAGGAGCGACUGAUCAUGACAAAGGGAGACAACAACGAAGUCAAUGAUGUGACCGCCACUGCUUUUCGCAGCCUCUGCAGCUCUAACGACAGCGGCCCUACACUUCCCGACUCAUACGCACAGGUCAUUCUUUUCCCCGGCAUGGCUACUUGCAGCAUGGUCGUUACUCUCUGUUGA